This is a messenger RNA of Vicugna pacos (alpaca), 9882 nucleotides long. The record is from RefSeq and is a predicted model, not a curated record. Lineage: Eukaryota; Metazoa; Chordata; Mammalia; Artiodactyla; Camelidae.
GCUGGGAGUCAAGAGAUGCUACCGAAUAGUGAAUGCCCCAUAAAAAUUAAUGGAGUGAGUAGCUCAACACUGGCUCACUUCGCUUCCUCCUUUUUUCCUUUCAGAAAGAAAGAACUCUCAGCCACCAAGAAAGACCGUGUGAAUCACUGUCUGACCAUAUGUGAAAACAUAGUGGCGCAGUCGCUCAGAAAUUCUCCUGAGUUUCAGAAACUCCUGGGCAUCGCGAUGGAACUUUUUCUGCUGUGCAGCGAUGACGCUGAGUCCGACGUCAGGAUGGUGGCUGACGAAUGCCUCAACAAGGUCAUAAAGGCUUUGAUGGAUUCUAAUCUCCCAAGGUUACAGUUAGAACUCUACAAGGAAAUUAAAAAGAAUGGAGCCCCUCGGAGCCUGCGCGCUGCCCUGUGGAGGUUCGCUGAGCUGGCUCACCUGGUUCGCCCUCAGAAAUGCAGGCCUUACUUGGUGAACCUUCUGCCUUGCCUGACCCGAACGAGCAAGAGGCCCGAGGAGUCUGUUCAGGAGACCUUGGCUGCAGCUGUACCUAAAAUUAUGGCUUCUUUUGGCAAUUUUGCAAACGACAAUGAAAUUAAGGUUCUGCUCAAGGCUUUCAUAGCGAAUCUGAAGUCCAGCUCCCCUACCGUGCGGCGCACGGCGGCCAGCUCUGCGGUCAGCAUCUGUCAGCACUCCCGGAGGACGCAGUACUUCUACAGCUGGCUGCUGAGCGUGCUCCUAGGCUUGCUCGUUCCUGUUGCGGAGGAGCCCCCCACCCUCCUGACUCUCGGGGUUCUGCUCACACUGAGGUGCUUGGUGCCCUUGCUGCAGCAGCAGGUCAAGGACACGAGCCUCAAAGGCAGCUUUGGGGUGACCCGGAAAGAAAUGGAAGUCUCCCCGUCGGCGGAGCAGCUUGGCCAGGUUUACGAGCUGACCUUGCAUUACACGCAGCACCAAGACCACAACGUUGUGACGAGCGCACUGGAACUCCUGCAGCAGCUCCUCCGAACCCCGCCGCCCGAGCUCCUGCAGGCGCUGACCUCGGCGGGCGGCCUUGGGCAGCUCACCGCCGCCAAGGACGAGCCCAGCUGUCGGAGCCGCAGUGGGAGCAUCGUGGAGCUUCUGGCUGGAGGGGGUUCCUCAUGCAGCCCUGUCCUUUCAAGAAAACAAAAAGGGAAGGUGCUCUUUGGAGAAGCAGCGGCCCUGGAAGACGACUCUGAGUCUCGGUCGGAUGGCAGCAGCCCUGCCUUCACAGCCUCAGUCAAGGAUGAGCUCAGCGGAGAGCUGGCUGCCUCUUCUGGGGUUUCCACUCCCGGCUCGGCCGGCUCGGCCGCCGACCCCGGGGGCCACGACAUCAUCACUGAGCAGCCCCGCUCACAGCACACCCUGCAGCCGGACUCAACGGACCUGACGGGCUGCGACCUGGCGAGCACUGCCACCGACGGCGACGAGGAGGAUAUCUUGAGCCGCAGCUCCAGCCAGAUGAGCGCCGUUCCAUCCGACCCUGCCAUGGACCAGAACGACGGGACCCAGGCCUCCUCACCUGUCAGUGACAGCUCCCAGACCACCACCGAAGGGCCCGACUCCGCCGUGACCCCUUCAGACAGCUCUGAGAUUGUGUUAGAUGGUGCCGACGGCCAGUGUGUGGGGAUACAGGCGGGGCAGUCGCAGGACCAGGACGAGGACGAGGACAUGGCAGGUGCCCUUCCUGAUGAGGACUCUUCCAGGAGCUCUUCUGCUGCCCUGCGUCCAGCGCGUCUACUGAGAAGCCCGGGCCACAGCAGGCAGCCCUCCGACAGCAGCACAGAUAAGGUCGCCUCGAGGGACGGAGAUCAAGAAAGCAAGCCGUGCCGCAUCAGAGGGGACAUAGGCCAGUCCACUGAUGACGAGUCUGCUCCUCUUGUCCACUGUGUCCGCCUUUUAUCUGCUUCGUUUUUGCUAACAGGGGAAAAAAAUGCCUUGGCUCCAGACAGGGACGUGAGGGUCAGCGUGAAGGCGCUGGCGCUCAGCUGUGUUGGAGCCGCUGUGGCCCUUCACCCCGAGUCUUUCUUCAGCAAACUGUAUAAAUCCCCUCUGGACACCGUGGAAUACCCUGACGAGCAGUACGUGUCAGACGUGUUGAACUACAUCGACCACGGAGACCCACAGGUCAGAGGAGCCACAGCCAUUCUCUGUGGGACCCUCGUCUCCUCCAUCCUCAGCAGGUCACGCUUCCAUGCGGGAGACUGGAUGGGCACCGUUCGGACUCUGACGGGAAACACAUUUUCUCUGGCGGACUGCAUUCCUUUGCUGCAGAAAACUUUGAAGGAUGAAUCUUCUGUUACUUGCAAGUUGGCUUGCACAGCUGUAAGGCUCUGCGUUGCUGCUCUCUGCGGCAGCAGCUACAGCCGGUGGGGCCUGCAGCUCAUCACCGACCUGCUCGCCCUGAGGAGCAGCUCCUACUGGCUGGUGAGGACUGAGCUCCUGGAGACCCUCGCCGAGAUCGACUUCAGGUUGGUGAGCUUUUUGGAGGCAAAAGCAGACAGCCUACACAGAGGGGCUCACCAUUACACCGGGUUUCUCAAACUGCAGGAGCGAGUGCUCAAUAACGUCGUCAUCCACUUGCUCGGGGAUGAAGACCCCAGGGUGCGACAUGUCGCCGCGGCUUCUUUGACGAGGCUUGUCCCAAAGCUGUUCUACACGUGUGACCAAGGACAGGCUGACCCGGUGGUGGCCGUGGCGAGGGAGCAAAGCAGCGUUGACCUGAAGCUUCUCAUGCACGAGGUGCAGCCUCCGUCCCACUUCUCCGUCAGCACCGUGACCAGAAUAUAUAGAGGCUAUAACUUACUACCAAGCAUAACAGAUGUCACUUUGGAAAAUAACCUUUCGAGAGUUAUCGCAGCGGUGUCUCACGAGCUAGUCACAUCGACCACGAGAGCGCUCACAUUUGGAUGCUGCGAAGCUCUGUGUCUUCUCUCCGCCGCCUUCCCAGUGUGCGUUUGGAGCCUAGGCUGGCACUGCGGUUGGACCUUGCGAAUGUCUGCCCCUAGAGUGCCCCCGCUGAGCGCCUCCGACGAGUCUAGGAAGAGCUGCACUGUCGGGAUGGUCACCGUGAUCCUUACCCUGCUCUCGUCAGCCUGGUUCCCGCUGGACCUCUCGGCGCAUCAGGAUGCUUUGAUUUUGGCCGGGAACCUGCUUGCAGCCAGUGCCCCCAAGUCUCUGAGAAGUUCGUGGACCUCUGAAGAAGAGGCCAGCCCCGCAGCCACCAAGCAGGAGGAGGCCUGGCCGGCUCUGGGUGACCGGGCCCUGGUGCCCGUGGUGGAGCAGCUCUUCUCCCACCUGCUGAAGGUGCUUAAUAUCUGUGCGCACGUCCUGGACGAUGUGGCUCCUGGACCGGCGAUCAAGGCCGCCCUGCCGUCUCUAACCAACCCCCCUUCUCUGAGUCCAAUCCGGCGGAAGGGGAAAGAGAAGGAGGCGGGGGAGCCGCCGUCUGUGCCCGUGAGCCCCAGGAAAGGCGGCGAGGCCAGUCCAGCCUCUCGACAAUCUGAUGUCCCAGGACCCGUCACAGCAAACAAGUCCUCAUCACUGGGGAGUUUCUAUCACCUUCCUUCGUACCUCAAAUUGCACGAUGUCCUGAAAGCUACUCACGCAAACUACAAGGUCACCUUGGAUCUUCAGAGCAGCACCGAGAAGUUCGGGGGGUUUCUGCGCUCUGCCUUGGAUGUCCUCUCUCAGGUCCUGGAGCUGGCGACUCUGCAGGACAUCGGGAAGUGUGUUGAGGAGAUCCUCGGGUACCUGAAGUCCUGCUUCAGUCGGGAGCCGACGAUGGCGACUGUGUGUGUCCAGCAGUUGUUGAAGACCCUCUUUGGGACAAACUUGGCCUCCCAGUUUGAUGGCUUGUCUUCCAACCCCAGCAAGUCUCAAGGCCGAGCGCAGCGCCUUGGCUCUUCCAGCGUGAGGCCCGGCUUGUACCAUUACUGCUUCAUGGCUCCAUACACCCACUUCACCCAGGCCCUCGCCGAUGCUAGCCUGAGGAACAUGGUGCAGGCCGAGCAGGACCACGACACCUCCGGGUGGUUUGACGUGCUCCAGAAGGUGUCUACCCAGCUGAAGACAAACCUCAGCGGCGUCACGAAGAACCGUGCAGACAAGAAUGCUAUUCAUAAUCACAUUCGUUUAUUUGAGCCUCUUGUCAUAAAAGCUUUAAAACAGUACACGACCACAACCUCGGUGCAGUUACAGAAGCAGGUUUUGGAUUUGCUGGCACAGCUGGUUCAGUUGCGGGUUAAUUACUGCCUCCUGGAUUCCGAUCAGGUGUUCAUUGGAUUUGUGCUGAAGCAGUUUGAGUACAUUGAAGUUGGCCAGUUUCGGGAAUCAGAGGCGAUUAUUCCAAACAUCUUCUUCUUCCUGGUGUUGCUGUCUUACGAGCGCUAUCACUCAAAGCAGAUCAUUGGGAUCCCUAAGAUCAUCCAGCUCUGUGACGGCGUCAUGGCCAGUGGCAGGAAGGCUGCGACGCACGCCAUCCCGGCCCUGCGGCCCAUAGUCCACGACCUCUUCGUUUUAAGAGGAACCAACAAAGCUGAUGCAGGAAAAGAGCUUGAAACCCAGAAAGAGGUGGUGGUGUCCAUGUUACUGAGACUCAUCCAGUACCAUCAGGUGCUGGAGAUGUUCGUCCUGGUCCUGCAGCAGUGCCACAAGGAGAGCGAAGACAAGUGGAAGCGGCUGUCCCGGCAGGUGGCCGAUGUCAUCCUCCCGAUGCUGGCCAAGCAACAGAUGCACGUUGACUCUCACGAAGCCCUUGGAGUGUUAAACACUUUGUUUGAGAUUCUGGCCCCGUCCUCCCUCCGCCCUGUGGACAUGCUGCUGCGGAGCAUGUUUGUCACUCCAGACACACUGGCCUCUGUGAGCACCGUUCAGCUGUGGGUGUCGGGAAUCCUGGCCAUCCUAAGGGUGCUGGUCUCCCAGUCCACUGAGGACAUCGUUCUUGCCCGUGUUCAGGAGCUCGCCUUCCCUCCGUGUCUGCUCUCCUGCCCCGUCGUCAGCAGGCUGAGAGGUGGGGGCGGUGGCUCGGUGCCAGAGGAGCACAGUGAGGGAGGACAAGCGAAGAGUCCGCCAGAGGAAACGUUUUCCAGGUUCCUACUGCAGCUGGUUGGCAUCCUUUUAGAGGACAUUGUCACAAAGCAGCUAAGAGUGGAAAUGAGUGAACAGCAGCAUACUUUUUAUUGCCAGGAGCUAGGCACCCUGCUCAUGUGUCUGAUCCACAUCUUCAAGUCCGGGAUGUUCCGGAGAAUCACGGCAGCUGCCUCUAGACUCUUCACCGAGGGCACCGACGGCAGUUUCUACAGCCUGGAGCGCUUGAACGCCUGGGUGCGCUCCAUGGUCCCCACCCACCCGGCCCUCGUGCUGCUCUGGUGCCAGAUCCUGCUGCUGGUCAGCCACACCGACUACCGCUGGUGGGCGGAGGUGCAGCAGACCCCCAAGAGACGCAGCUUGUCCGGCACGAAGUCUCUCAGCCCCCUGGUGUCUGGAGAGGGGGAGGAUUCCACCUUGGCUUCCAGCCUGGGCGUGUGCAACAGAGAAAUUGUGCGGCGGGGAGCCCUCAUCCUCUUCUGCGACUAUGUUUGCCAGAACCUGCAUGACUCAGAGCACCUGACAUGGCUCAUCGUGAACCACGUUCAGGACCUGAUCACCCUGUCCCACGAGCCCCCCGUGCAGGACUUCAUCAGUGCUGUCCACCGGAAUUCCGCGGCUAGCGGCCUUUUCAUCCAGGCCAUUCAGUCUCGCUGUGAAAAUCUUUCAACUCCCACUGCUCUGAAGAAGACUCUCCAGUGCCUGGAGGGGAUCCACCUGAGCCAGUCGGGUGCUGUGCUGACACUGUACGUGGACAAGCUCCUGUGCACCCCGCUGCGUGUGCUGGCUCGCAUGGUCGACACCCUUGCUUGUCGCCGGGUAGAGAUGCUUUUGGCUGCAAAUUUGCAGAGCAGCACGGCCCAGGUGCCAGUGGAAGAACUAAACAGAAUGCAGGGAUACCUUCAGAGCAGCGGGCUGGCCCAGAGGCACCAGCGGCUCUACUCCCUGCUGGACAGGCUGCGUCUCGCCACCGCGCCAGGGUCGCGUGGCCCCGCUCCUCUGGCCACACCCCACCCGCUGGACGGGGAUGGGCCCCUGGUGCUGGAGACAGUGAGUCCAGACAAGGACUGGUACAUACGUCUGGUUAGGUCGCAGUGCUGGACACGGUCGGACUCUGCACUGCUGGAAGGGGCAGAGCUGGUGAAUCGGAUCCCGCCCAGCGACCUGAGCGCGUUCAUGAUGCACGCGGAGUUCAACCUGAGCUUGCUGGCCCCGUGCUUGGGCCUGGGCGUGCGCGAGGUCCGUGGAGGCCAGAAGAGCCCCCUGUUUGAAGCGGCCCGCAUGGCGACUCUAGACCGUGUAACAGGUGUGGUCCAGCAGCUCCCCGACUCCCACCAGGUUUUCCAGCCCUUUCUGCCCGUGGAGCCCACCACCUACUGGAGCAAGCUGGAUGAUCUCUUUGGGGACGCCACGCUGUACCGGUCCCUGACCACGCUGGCCCGGGCCCUGGCCCAGUUCCUGCUGCUCUUCCCCAAGCUGCCCGGACACUUGCACCUUCCUCCUGAGAAGGAGCGUGACACCGUGAAGUUUGUGGUCGUGACUGUCGAGGCGCUGUCCUGGCAUUUGGUCCACGAGCGGAUCCCGCUGAGUUUGGACCUGCAGGCGGGCCUGGACUGCUGCUGCCUGGCUCUGCAGCUGCCCGGCCUCUGGAGCGCCCUCUCCUCUCCGGAGAUGGUGACCCACGCCUGCUCCCUCAUCCACUGUGUGCGCUUCAUCCUGGAAGCCAUUGUGGUGCAGCCUGGGGACCAGCUUCUUGGUCCAGAAAGAAGGACUAACACCCCAAAGGCUGCCAGAGAGGACGAAGUGGACUCAGGCGCUCCGACUCCUCAGUGUGUUACUGCCGCCUGUGUGAUGGUGGCUGAGAUGGUGGAGUCCCUGCCGUCGGUGCUGGCCUUGGGUCAUGAAAGGAGCCGCAGCACCCCGGCGUUCCUCACGCCGGUGCUCCGGAACAUCGUCGUCAGCCUGGCCCGCCUGCCCCUGGUCAACAGCUACACGCGCGUCCCGCCCCUGGUGUGGAAGCUCGGAUGGUCACCCACACCAGGAGGGGAUUUUGGCACAGUGUUCCCCGAGAUCCCCGUGGAGUUCCUCCAGGAAAAGGAAGUCUUCAAAGAGUUCAUCUUCCGCGUCAAUACGCUGGGGUGGACCAGCCGCACCCAGUUUGAGGAAACAUGGGCCACCCUCCUUGGUGUGCUGGUGACUCAGCCCCUUGUGAUGGAGCAGGAGGAGAGCCCGCCGGAGGAAGACACGGAGAGGACCCAGAUCCACGUCCUGGCCGUGCAGGCCAUCACCUCCCUGGUGCUGAGCGCGAUGACUGUGCCCGUGGCCGGCAACCCAGCCGUGAGCUGCUUGGAACAGCAGCCCCGGAACAAGCCCCUGAAAGCCCUGGACACCAGGUUUGGGAGGAAGCUGAGCAUUGUCAGAGGAGCUGUGGAGCAGGAGAUCCAAGCGAUGGUGUCCAAGAGAGAGAACAUCGCCACCCACCACCCGUACCAGGCCUGGGACCCCGUGCCAUCUCUGUCCCCAGCCACCACAGGUGCCCUCAUCAGCCACGACAAGCUCCUGCUGCAGAUCAACCCCGAGCGGGAGCUGGGGAGCACGGGCUACAUGCUCGGCCAGGUGUCCAUCCACUCCGUGUGGCUGGGGAACAGCAUCACGCCACUGAGGGAGGAGGAGUGGGAUGAGGAGGAGGAAGAGGAGGCCGACACCCCGGCUCCGACAUCACCACCCACAUCUCCAGUCAACUCCAGGAAACACCGGGCUGGAGUUGACAUCCACUCCUGUUCUCAGUUUUUGCUUGAGCUGUACAGUCGUUGGAUCCUGCCGUCGGGCUCAGCCAGGAGGACGCCCGCCGUCCUGAUGAGCGAAGUGGUCCGAUCUCUUCUUGUGGUCUCAGACUUGUUCACGGAGCGCAACCAGUUUGAGAUGAUGUAUCUGACGCUCUCAGAGCUGCGGAGGGUGCACCCUUCCGAAGACGAGAUUCUCCUUCAGUACCUUGUGCCCGCCACCUGUAAGGCUGCCGCCGUCCUUGGGAUGGACAAGGCUGUGGCAGAGCCAGUCGGCCGGCUGCUGGAGAGCGCACUGAGGAGCAGUCACCUGCCCAGCAGGGUGGGAGCCCUGCACGGUGUCCUCUACGUGCUGGAGUGUGACCUCCUGGAUGACACCGCCAAGCAGCUUAUCCCCGUCGUCAGCGACUACCUCCUCUCCAGCCUCAAGGGCAUCGCCCACUGCGUGAACACCCACAGCCAGCAGCACGUGCUGGUGAUGUGCGCCACUGCCUUCUACCUGAUUGAGAACUAUCCUCUGGACGUCGGGCCAGAGUUCUCUGCAUCCAUAAUCCAGAUGUGUGGGGUGAUGCUGUCCGGAAGCGAGGAGUCCACUCCGUCCAUCAUCUACCACUGCGUCCUGAGGGGCCUAGAGCGCCUCCUGCUCUCCGAGCAGCUCUCCCGGCUGGACGCAGAGUCCCUGGUCAAGCUGAGCGUGGACAGAGUGAACGUGCACAGCCCGCACCGGGCCAUGGCGGCCCUGGGCCUGAUGCUCACCUGCAUGUACACCGGAAAGGAGAAGGCUAGUCCAGGCAGAAGCUCAGGGCCCGGCGCCGCCGCCGCCCCCGACAGCGAGUCUGUGAUUGUGGCCAUGGAGCGCGUGUCUGUCCUCUUCGAUAGGAUCAGGAAAGGGUUCCCCUGUGAAGCCAGGGUGGUGGCACGGAUCCUCCCCCAGUUUCUCGACGACUUCUUCCCACCCCAGGACGUCAUGAACAAGGUCAUUGGAGAGUUCCUAUCCAACCAGCAGCCAUACCCACAGUUCAUGGCCACUGUGGUGCACCAGGUGUUCCAGACGCUGCACAGCACGGGGCAGUCGUCCAUGGUCCGGGACUGGGUCAUGCUGUCCCUCUCCAACUUCACGCAGAGGACCCCGGUCGCCAUGGCCGUGUGGAGCCUCUCCUGCUUCUUCGUCAGUGCUUCCACCAGCCCGUGGGUUUCAGCGAUCCUUCCCCACGUGGUCAGCAGAAUGGGCAAGCUGGAGCGGGUGGACGUGAACCUCUUCUGCCUGGUGGCCGCGGACUUCUACAGACACCAGAUAGAGGAGGAGCUGGACCGCAGGGCCUUCCAGUCUGUGUUUGAGGUGGUGGCGGCACCAGGAAACCCAUAUCAGCGACUGCUGACUUGUUUGCAGAAUGUCCACAAGGUUGCCACGCACUGAAUGCCCACGGAGUGGCAGCAGGGUGGCGCCAGGACCUCUGGGACCUGUCUGCGCUGGGUGGCUUGGCGCCGUGCGCUUCCCUCUGCCACCCAGGGCGCCGGGCCGCGCCCGCUCUGCCAGGGCCAUGAGGCCGUGUGAGGGUACACGUGCAGUGAUCUUUGGGGUCGAGCCUGAGUCUUCACGGGAGCAAGAGCAGCCGUGUUGCUAACCCUUCACGCUAGAGCUAAUGUCAGACGCCAGUUAACCAGGUGUUUACCCUCUUCCUAGUGUUCAGCCUGCCCGUGUCGCCAGGUUGCAGCUGCUCCUGCCUCUGCUCAGAGUCCUGGCAGGCUGGCCCUUGGCCCCUCUGCUGUCCCGCAGGCGGGAGGUGAUGCCAUCGGGCUUUUGAGAGCCUCUCCUUGUGCCCCCCAGCGAGGCCGGGAGCUGGGGUCUUGGCGCUCCGGCGUCUGGACUUGACGCCAUGGUGUGGGCCAGGUGGGCGGCUGGGAGCACGACACCCCUCGCCGUACCUCCCUGUCUCCAUUUUCUUCUCAGGAUUUAAAAUUUAAUUAUAUCAGUAAAGAGAUUAAUUUUAAGGUAACUUUC